AUGAAUCAUAGCAUUGUGACUGAGUUUAUAAUCUUGGGCCUCACCAGAAAUCCAGAAAUUGAGGGACUUCUCUUUGUCCUCUUUCUCUGCAUCUACCUUGUGGCUUUUCUUGGCAAUAUGCUCAUUGUCAUUGCCAUAAUGUAUAACACGUCCUUACAUACUCCCAUGUAUGUUCUCCUUCUGGCCCUGGCUAUUGUGGACAUCAUCUGCACAACGAGCAUCAUACCCAAGAUGCUGUGGACCAUGCUCACAUCAGAGAAGACAAUUACUUAUAGGGGCUGCAUGUCCCAGCUCUUCUUCUUCGCAUGGUCUCUUGGAGCCGAGAUGGUUCUCUUCACCACCAUGGCCUAUGACUGCUACGUGGCCAUCUGCUUCCCUCUUCGCUAUAGCAUGAUUAUGAACAACCACAUGUGUAUGGCCUUACUCAGCAUUGUCAUGGCUAUUGCAGUAACCAAUUCUGGGGUGAACACUGGUCUCACUGCAAAGCUCACCUUUUGUGGGCCCAAUACUAUUGACCAUUUCUUUUGUGAGAUACCUCCCCUGUUAGCUUUGUCCUGCAGCCCUGUGAGAAUCAACGAGGUAAUGGUGUAUGUUGCUGACAUUACCCUGGCUGUAGGUGAUUUCACCCUCACCUGUAUCUCCUAUGGUUUUAUCAUUGCUGCUAUUCUUCGAAUCCGCACAGCAGAAGGCAAGAAGAAAGCCUUUUCAACGUGUUCAUCCCACCUCAUAGUGGUUUCCCUUUACUAUUCCCCUGUAAUCUACACUUACAUCCGCCCUGCUUCUAGCUACACAUUUGACAAGGACAAGGUGGUAACUAUGCUCUAUACUCUUGUGACUCCCACAUUAAACCCAGUUGUGUAUAGUUUCCGAAACAAGGACAUGCAGGCAGGUAUUAGUAAGUGGUUUGUUUCUCUGAAACAUUAG
This is a messenger RNA of Orycteropus afer afer, 924 nucleotides long. RefSeq names its product olfactory receptor 13G1-like. The record is from RefSeq and is a predicted model, not a curated record. NCBI's taxonomy places the organism in Eukaryota, Metazoa, Chordata, Mammalia, Tubulidentata, Orycteropodidae. The coding region runs from base 1 to 924 and encodes 307 amino acids. The transcript has a single exon. Gene Ontology annotation, biological process: G protein-coupled receptor signaling pathway. Gene Ontology annotation, molecular function: olfactory receptor activity; G protein-coupled receptor activity. Gene Ontology annotation, cellular component: membrane.